Aspergillus tanneri is the source of this 1116-nucleotide messenger RNA. It is a transcript of the gene URH1, whose product is annotated as uridine-cytidine N-ribohydrolase. The coding region runs from base 1 to 1116 and encodes 371 amino acids. The transcript is spliced from 5 exons. The record is from RefSeq and is a predicted model, not a curated record. Gene Ontology annotation, cellular component: cytosol. Gene Ontology annotation, biological process: purine nucleoside catabolic process. Lineage: Eukaryota; Fungi; Ascomycota; Eurotiomycetes; Eurotiales; Aspergillaceae. Gene Ontology annotation, molecular function: purine nucleosidase activity.
AUGUCUGAUCUCCCAAUCCCUCUAUGGCUGGAUUGUGAUCCCGGUCACGAUGAUGCCUUUGCCAUUCUCGUUGCUGCACAUCAUCCCUCCUUGCACCUGCUAGGGAUCACCACAGUCCACGGCAACUCGUCCCUGGAAAACACCACUGUCAAUGCCACAAGGAUCCUGGAAGCCAUCGGUCGACCAGAGAUUCCUGUCUAUCCUGGUAAUUCGAAACCCUUCUGCCGACCGGCCAUUCAUGCUCCGGAUAUCCAUGGCGACUCCGGAAUUGACGGAACCGAGCUCCUACCCAAACCGAGUCGGUCUCCCGUGACGGAUAAAAACCCGAUUCUAGCGAUGCGAGAUGCCCUCUUGGCGCAGCCCAAAGACACGGCCUGGGUCAUCGCAACGGGGGCCCUGACGAAUGUCGCAUUGCUUUUUGCAACUUUCCCUGAAGUAGCAGAGCACAUCCACGGUCUGAGUAUCAUGGGCGGCGGCGUGGGCGAGGGAUUCACCGAUGCUCCCAUGAGCCGGCUCAAGGGCCAAGAGACCAGGAUUGGGAACGUCACGCCGUUGGCGGAAUUCAACAUCUACUGCGAUCCUGAAGGGUCUCAAUCCAUCUUCAGCAAUCAGGUCCUCGCUUCCAAAACCACACUCAUCACUCUAGACUUAACCCAUCAAGUCCUCGCAUCGCCAACCAUCCAGACUCGCAUCUUGCACGGCGGAGCCGACGCAUCCCCACCACCAACCGCCCUUCGACAGAUGCUAUUCGACUUACUUAUAUUCUUCGCGUCCACGUACGAAAGAGUGUUUGGUCUCACCAACGGCCCUCCAUUGCAUGACCCUCUUGCCGUUGCUGUGAUACUGUCGAAUCUCAAUCCGGAAUUCACAGCCCGGCAUCCAAAACAGGCAUUACAGUUCGACGACCGCGAUGGAGAGCGGUUUGCUGUCUCUGUCAUCACCGAUGGGCUCCACGGGACAGAUGUCGAACUCGUCGGCCAGCUGGGUCGCUCCGUUGUCGCUCCCACCAUGCAGGGUGUUGCUAUUCCCCGCGGUGUGGAUCUCGAUGCGUUCUGGAACCUCAUUCUGGAUUGUCUCCAACGAGCUGAUAGAUGUAACGCUGCACGGAAGACCUGA